GGCCGAAAAGGUGAUUCAAAUUGUUGGCAAAUGAAGACAGACACUGGAGCGAUAGAAAGGGUGAACGAUUGUAACGACCAAAAAAACUAUAUUUGUGAAAUGCCAGCGUCAACAACAAGUACGUUUUCUAUCAUCCACAUCAAGAAGGUUACACUUGCACACUAUUGCAAAAUUUAGCCCAAGCUCAAUACGAGAGCCCUGAACAACCUAAUUCUACUUAGUUAAUUGUUUAUUCAUACUUUAACAACCACAUAAGACGUUGUAUGAAAAUUUCGAAAAAUUGAUACUUUUUUUUCUAUUAAGCUUUCGUUUAGGAUUUUCAGGUUAAAGUCUAUCAAAUUUUAAUGAAUGACUUCCAAUUUAAUAAAAGCUCCUCUUUUAGGUUUGUCUACAAGUUAUAUUUUCACGCUUUUGCUCCAGACUUUUAGGGUAGUGACCUUGUCAGAGAUACUCGAUAGUUUUAAAGACUUCUCUUAUUCUGCAUUUAUAUUUAGGUACUGUUUGUUAUGAGUACCCCAGCAAGAAUUCCUCUGUUCCCAUUACAGUCAACUGUACAUUUCCAGAAAACCUUUGUUUCAAAUACGACAAUACAGCGGCAAACGGCGAACAAGUCACCAUUCAAGGCUGUAUAUCCGCUGAUCAAUGCAGACAAUUUGAUGAUCAUCAUUUGCACUGUUGUGAAGGACAUCUGUGUAAUAGUGGUCAGUAAGCUCAAGUAUAAUGGACGCAAAUUAGCUAAAGAUUGUUACCUUAGGUCCGCCGUGCCAUGUUCCUCAGAAACAGGGAAAACUUAGUUUAUUUUAACGAGGAUCCAUGAAUGAGGAAUAGCCAUGUUUGGCAGCGAAGUAGAUUUUAAAAACUUGUGGACGUUUUUACAAGUUAAUGCACCUGUUUUCUUCAGCGCAUACUCGCACGCUUCCUAUGCCAUUUAUAAUGCAAUACGUUUCCUUGCAGUUAAGAACACCACGAUAUCUGGACCCGAAAAUCUG
Molecule: messenger RNA, 989 nt
Organism: Porites lobata
Lineage: Eukaryota; Metazoa; Cnidaria; Anthozoa; Scleractinia; Poritidae
Source: the annotation of a GenBank genome assembly